Molecule: messenger RNA, 1665 nt
Organism: Rhineura floridana
Lineage: Eukaryota; Metazoa; Chordata; Lepidosauria; Squamata; Rhineuridae
Product: apoptosis-associated speck-like protein containing a CARD
Exons: 5
Coding region: 543-1091 (182 amino acids)
Biological process (GO): innate immune response; inflammatory response; regulation of apoptotic process
Cellular component (GO): canonical inflammasome complex
Source: RefSeq, a predicted model, not a curated record
CUCGAAAGAGCUUCGCCGCCUGGUCCUUGCAGUUGACGGCUUCCAGCACCUCGGCCGUCAGCCGCACCGCGUACUCCUCGGUGUAGAAGGCGAUCAGCAGGCCGCUCAGGUCCAAGGCGUCCGCCUUCUGCAGCAGCCCCCGGGGGAUGUUGUUGUAGUCCUCCUCGACGGGGAUCUCGUUCAGUUUGGCCUUGAACUUCCGCAGCUCGCCCUCGUCCAAGUUCUCCAGCGUGUCCAGCAAGCGGUCGCGGACCGUCUUCGGCAUCACGCCCUUUCAGCAGCUUGAAAAGGCCCGAGGAUUGCAAAGGCGGAGCAAAGAUCAGGGCGCGGGCCGGCGAUUUCCGCCGACUGGUAAAGAGGGAGGAGCUGACCCGAGGCGCCGCCGACUCGCUGUCCUCUUCCUCGUUGCGUAGCCGAGAGCGGCGCGAUUCUUUUCUUCUUCUGAGUUUGGUGCUUGCUCCCUCUGGCAGUUUGCUUUCUGCCUUCCACAAUCGUGCGCUUCAGCAAGUGCGGACGUGCACGCUUUGCAGGACGUGGCUUUGAUGAAAUGUUUUGCCGGAAGGAACCAAAGCUGUGAGGAACUGAAGUUUCAGCGCCUACAUGCAGACCAACUGCAGCAGUACAUUGAACUGUAUGCUUGGCAUAUGCAAGAUGAGCUGGAGCUCAACCUGAUGGAGAAGAGCAAGGAUGAGCUAGUCUGGGAGGCCUCUAUAGCACGGGAUGAGUUGAAUUCUUCUCACCCAACACAAGGUGCUAGCGGCUGCAUACAGACCAGAGCACAGUCCAUCAAUACUGCCUCAGAAAUGUGUGAAGCAUGUCCACCUUUCUCACCUGAGCUGCAUUUCAUUGACCAGCACCGGGAAGAGCUGAUCCGUUGGACCACCGACAUCGAAGGGGUCCUGGAUUUGCUGCUUGGCACCACCAUGAAUGAGGAACAGUACCAAAAAAUCUCCUUGAAGGGAACGAACCCAGAAAAAAUGAGGGAGCUCUACAGGCUGGUGCCAAGCUGGAAUAACACUGGCAAGGACUGGUUGUAUAAAGCACUGAAAGCCAAGCACAAGUUCCUUGUGGCAGACCUUGAAGAGCGAUGAGGAGACAGAGAGAGAAGUCCAGCUGUGUGUACAGUGUGACUUCACUUCUUCCCUUUGUGCUCACACAUACAUUUGGCACAAAGCAGGCGGUCCAUGAACCUGCGCAAAGCAGCAUUUUCUCCCGGCUGAGCCUCCGUUGUCGUGUCCUCUUCCCCCCCCAACCCCCCUUGCAAAACUGGAGGCUCUUGCCAGGGCUCAGCCUUGGAAUCUGUUAUUUAUUUAUUUAUUUAAUCAAUCAGUCAAUCAAUCAAUUAAUAUCUAGCCCUCCCAGAAGAAGCUACACAAAGACUAAGUUGCUGAAUAUAUGAAUAAUUUCAAGGAGUGCCUUUGAGCAUGCCCAGAGGGUCUCCCCCCCCAUCAGGAAUCCUGGUCUGUCCUCCCCUGCCACACAAAUACUGACCAUUAAGACAUAGAGUCUCCACAUCAGUUUUCUUGGCUUCCUGGCAGGCUUCAGCCCCAGCACCUCUAUUUAAAAUCCCAAGCAUUGAGAGGGUGGGAUGCAGGAGCCUCUUACUCAUACUUGGAGAUGUACUGAUCUUAUUUUUUGCAAUAAAAAGGUAGCAGAGCUCAAAAA